AAGAAGAGAACCGGAAGUGGUAAUCUUGAAGUAGCAGCAGACGGUUCAAAAAGCUAAAGAGCUAACAGUUGGAGAGAAGAACGAUUUUCCUCUCAGCACUUAACAUUACAGUUAUUUACUUGUGUUCUUCAAGAGUUCUACAUCACAUUAAUUCCGAAAGACAUGGCCACUGAUUGGUUGGGUAGUUUGGUGUCUAUUAACUGUGGGCCAACACUGGGAGUCUAUCAAGGAGAAGUCUCAUCCGUGGAUCAGUCCAGCCAGACCAUCUCCCUAAAACAGCCUUUCCAUAACGGAGUCAAGUGUCCCGUCCCUGAGGUCACAUUCAGUGCCAUUGACAUAAAGGAGCUAAAGAUUCUAGACAUCAGAAAUGGCAAUGGUAGGACAAGCUCUACUGCAUCUACAAAGAUAAACAGUGUGCCAGUUGCUGUCCCAAAAGGUGACCCCAGGUCUGUGGAAAAACUGAACUCUCCACAGCACUGCUCUAAAAGUUAUGGAGAUCGUCAUCUGGAUGUACCUGGCCAGCCUAAAGGAUUUCGUCGAAGACAUAACUCCUGGUCAUCUAGUAGUAAAGGGCCAAACCAAGUGACACCGAAGAAGAAUGGGGUGAAGAAUGGUCAGAUGAAGCACAGAGACGAUGAGUGUUUUGGAGACGGCGUGGAUGAUGGCCUUGAUACAGACUUUGAUUUUGAAGGAAACCUUGCUCUUUUUGAUAAAGCAGCAGUUUUCUCAGAAAUCGACAUAUCAGAGCGCCGUAAUGGUGCGAGGUCACGUGGGACUCCUCAAGAGCAGACUCCUUCACGGUACCGUCACGAUGAAAACAUCCUGGAGGCCAAACCUAUUGUGUAUAGACAGAUUACUGUACCACAGCCUGGGGCCAAAGAAUACUGCACUGACUCUGGACUUGUUGUACCGAGUAUAUCCUACGAACUGCACAAGCGUCUGUUGUCUGUUGCUGAGCGUUACGGUCUCUCACUGGAGAGAAGACUUGAGAUGACUGGAGUUUGUGCCAGUCAGAUGGCACUUACACUGCUAGGAGGGCCCAACAGAUUCACUCCAAAAAAUUUACACCAGCGUCCCACAGUGGCGCUGCUGUGCGGCCCUCAUGUUCAGGGCGCUCAGGGCAUCAGCUGUGGUCGCCACCUGGCCAAUCAUGAGGUGGAGGUCAUCUUAUUUCUGCCAAACUUUGUCAAGAUGCUUGACUCUGUGACCAGUGAGCUCACACUGUUUAACAAGACAAGUGGCAAACAGGUGUCCAGUAUCAAAGACCUCCCGGACACCCCAGUGGAUCUAAUCAUUAAUUGUCUGGACUGCCAUGAGAACACAUUCCUGAUGGAUCAACCUUGGUACCGGGCCGCUGCAGACUGGGCUAACCAGAACAGAGCGCCGGUGCUCAGCUUAGACCCUCCUGUUAGUGGACAGGGGCAGGCAGUCGAGGCCAAAUGGUCCCUCUCACUUUGCCUCCCGCUCCCUCUGGCUGAGGGGGCUGGCAGGGUUUACCUGUGUGACAUAGGUGUUCCUCGCCAGGUGUUCCAGGAAGUUGGAAUCAAAUACCAUUCUCCCUUUGGCUGCAAAUUCGUCAUCCCCCUGCACUCUGCGUAAAGGGUCCACUGGUCGUCAUGGCAGAUCAAAUCUUUCACCCUCCUCAACCUUUUGGGUUUUGAUGCCUUAUAUUCCACAGCAUCAGCUGUUUUUCAGUUUCUAACUCAGCAUCUGAAUGGGACUUUUCCUUCAUACUGCAGCACCACUGUUUGGUAAAUUCAUUGUACAAGGAUUUCGUGCAUGUUGAUGGAGAAGAUCUCAAAUCUUUAUUGAAAGACGGAUGUCUUGAUUACUGGAGGCAAUAGCAGAUAGUGUAGAUAGAUUAAAAUCAGUUAUUGAAAUGUACAACUGAAGUGUCAAAGAUUAUGUGAUAUAAAAUUCAGUUUUAAAUUGAGUAGGACAAUCUCUGACUUGUAACAGAAAAGUUCUAAAUAUCUUUCAAAUCUAAUUGAGUUUCAAAGCCAUCAGGUAAAGUAACAGAUCCGCCAUAUAAUACAGGCACAUGCAGAAAUCCAGUUUACACUGGUGUUUCCAUUGCUAAUGUCUUUGUUUAUAGCCUGCCAUACUUUGCAGCACUCAGUUACUGUUGUCUGAUGUUUUUUGAAAAAAAGAAAAAAUAUAUCUAAGCUAAUGUGAAGAAUUUGUCAUUUAUAAACAUAAUAGGUCUUCAAGUUAAAUCUUUGUUGAAUGGGGCAGCUACUGGAUGGAGAUCCAGACAACUGUGGUGAACUAGGCUGUGAUAAGGGCUCUCAUAAUAUGGCACAGCAUGUAACAUCUACUGCAUCUUAUUGUUCAGUGAUAUUUUGGUGCAAGAUAACUUUGCUCACUUCUUUUUGGUUCAGUGCUGCCAGAGGAAGGGUCACACCAGUGUGUUUGAAAGUGAAGUACAGCUCAUUCAAAAAUAUGUAGCCUUACAGGAUGCAGGUUGUAGAUUUUCCUACAGUUCUAUAUCGACAUUGUUUUUCAUUCAUUUCUGUAAAACAUAAAAAUUAAUUAGCACUCAAUCAGUUGCGUUGUGUAAUCUCUCACAGGAACAUCAAGUCUGUUAGUUUUUAACCAUGUUGCAUCAUUGUUGCUUGGUAGUGCAGCUUAAACUGUUCAGAAGCCUGUGUUGCAUUACAUUACCAAGAAGUGAUGCAGACUUGACGUGGGCUUGAUUACACAACUAGAGCGGAAACACAUUUUGCAGUAAACAGUUUUUUUUUCUGUUGUACAGAAGUUAAUAGAAGCCUGAAAAGUUGACAGAAUGCACCCAACAGUGAGGUAAAAUAUUAGUGAUAUGACCUAAAAACACUGAUAUGACCCUUCGUGUUUACACAUUUUAACCAUGCAGGUUAAAAUGUCUUUUUUUUUUGUAAAGGAAAGUCAUAACCGACGGAAAUAGGGUGAGCAGUUUCUAUGUGGAGUUCAAAUACGUGUUGAUUUGCUCUAGUCUCCACACAAGAUGCACUGUGUUCCUACCAAUAAGAUUUGGUUGUUGAGAAAGUGCUGAAAACGAUUCUGAAAUGACAAUCUAUUCUGUUCCUGUGGGUUUCUUUUUGGAUGUUUUGCUGGUAUUUCCCAGUACAGCAUGGACUGUAAAAUACAACUCAAGAAGAGCUGCUCAUGUUGUGCUGCUGUUUGAAGAAGUCAAACAUUCUGCUUUCGGAUCACGCUACUUUAAUAUGUAUCCACAACUGGGACCAUAUUGUUUUUCGAGUACAGCAAACGUCAAUGGAUUUUUUUUUUUCCUCACCAACACAUCCUUAAUUUGAAGAUAGAUUGUGCAUUGUUAAGUCAGUGUUGUCCUGAAAAGGCUAAAUUCAAGCACUUAACUGAAAGUGAAGCACUCUUUAUUCCAUGUGUUUGGUCCACAUGUUAACAUCUGAGGAUUAAAACCUUCAAUACAUUUUCUGUAUUUCCUCUGUGCACAUGAAUCUGCGCAGGGUCCACUCACUGAUUCAGUGAAACUUGCUUUCAUGCACAAUGGUUUUGUCCUUUCUCCAACAUUCCUCUGGCCUGAUGUGUAAUGUCACAUCUGUUGAGACAAGUCUGGCUUGGAAACAUCAGCCAGUGUUACUGAAUGUGAAUAAAGCGAGUUUUGUUCGUGUUUGGCCACCAGGAGGCAACGAAAUCAAGAGUUUGGUGGCUCUUCCUUAUUCUGCUGCAACGGUAGCUAUGUGUACUUGACGCUGUUUUCUGAAAUAAUGGUGUUCUAACUUUCCAGAAUGUGAACAGUCAGGAGGCAGGGUUGGAUUUGACUUUUUGGCAGGGAAACACCUGCUCUUUAAAAGUCACUAAUGCCACUUCAGAUGGAUUAAAUUAGUUUACAUGUUCAGUGUUUCUGCAAGUGGGUGUCAAGUCUUUGCACCAUCACUUUACAGUUCAGAAAAAUGCCAGUAAAUAAACUCUGUGAGGUUUAGUCUCCACAGGACGGCUCUUUGUUUUGGGAUCGAAGUUCACUGUCAGGGUUCUUGUGCAAAAAAUACUGUGCAGUCCUCAUGUGUUAUAUCUGCAGAUUGAACCAAUAAUAAUAAUAAAAAAGAACAAUCACCA
Molecule: messenger RNA, 4074 nt
Organism: Acanthochromis polyacanthus (spiny chromis)
Lineage: Eukaryota; Metazoa; Chordata; Actinopteri; Pomacentridae
Gene: edc3
Product: enhancer of mRNA decapping 3 homolog (S. cerevisiae)
Exons: 7
Coding region: 163-1599 (478 amino acids)
Biological process (GO): P-body assembly; deadenylation-independent decapping of nuclear-transcribed mRNA
Cellular component (GO): P-body
Molecular function (GO): mRNA binding
Source: RefSeq, a predicted model, not a curated record